AGACGAACAAAUCGUCACUAUACGAUUCAUUUUAAUGGAUAUUUAUUUAUAGAAUUCAAUAUCUAUAUGAAAUGGAAAAUUUUAAAAAAGUAAAUAAAUAAAAUGUUAAGAUAAGAAUAUGACUAUAAAUAUGGUAGAGAGAAAGAGAAACCAUCAGUCAGCCAUGAAAGGAAUAUACAGUGCUUUAGUUCUCGCUGUCUCUACAGCUUUCCUUCUACAGCUGGUUUCUGUAGAGGCUGCUGUACUCAAGACUGAGGUCGCGGCAGGCGAUAAAGUUCACAACUUCAUCUAUGGAACGAGGUCAUAUGGCGACAGGCUUCUCUACCACGAUCUUCUGAAUGUCAAGUCCAAACUGUGGCGAGUGACGACCGUGGACGUAAACUAUCCACCAAAGGGACAAGCUCCUCUGGGAAGAAUCGAUUACAUCGAAGUCUUGGACCAAAGAUCAGAUGGAACCGGAGGAUACGUCUACAUCAAGGAUGGUGGAAUUGGACUAAACUUUGUUAAUCUACAUAUCAAAUCACAAAGAAAUCAUGGAAUGGAUUUUGUUAUAAAUGUAUACGGUCACUAAUAUAUUAUAUCACAUCUAUUAAAAACAAAUAUAUUAAAAAUAAAUUUUAUGAAAAAGAU
This is a messenger RNA of Nezara viridula (southern green stink bug), 630 nucleotides long. The record is from the annotation of a GenBank genome assembly. Lineage: Eukaryota; Metazoa; Arthropoda; Insecta; Hemiptera; Pentatomidae.